CGCGACCCAUGGCGAUGGUAGCACACAACUGGUUGUGGCUUUCACGAGGCAGGUACGCCGUCGCGCGCUCUCGAUGAGUCGUUCCGCUCCGCUCUCGCACCGCAUUCCGUGUCGACGCGCCGUCCGGUCGAUCCCGUCGUACGACGCCGCGCCUCUCUCACGUCGGAGCCCGUGGGACACCGGGACGCAGAACCUGGAAGCCCCGUCGGGUUUCUCGCCGCGUGUGGGAGUGCCCCUGCGUCGGAUGUAAAACGUGCGCGACACCGCCGUGGCUGUGCGCGUACGGAGCGAGCUGUCAAACGCGGGAGCCGGCGCGCGUUUUCGCGCGGAGUUUUCGCAAGCGGCACGCGGGAAAAAAAAAAGAGGAGCACGUCACGUGCACACGCGGCGGAGCGAUUCGCCGCCCACCACCCUCGUCGCGAUCCGCGGAUUUGCAUCCGCGCGAAAUAUGAACGACUCAUAACGAGUGUGCUGUGCUCUCGCGUGCGGACGUAAAUACGCGUACACGCACUCACACACACACACAUACGAGUUACGUCGAACGUCACGUGGCGGCCACGAUGCUCUGUCGACUUGUGAUACUGCUGUUCGUCGUCGCGCGGCCGGCAGCGAGCUACUUCAAUCUCUUCCUCAGCCACGCGGAGGUUCACAAACUGCUGGGACUGGAUGGAGAAUUAUUUUAUGUGAGGGAAGGUGUUGUAAACGAGUACGCUAUGAAGUUCGUCGUUCCUGUGCCAGCGUUGAUUCACAAGCUCCAUUUCACGUGGGAAAAUAUCGCCGGUAGACCGCUGCCAUACACGAUGUCCGUGGAUAUCAGCAAUCCUUCGGUGUUAAGCAGUUCGCUGAAUGUCUCUCAGUUUGGCGAGAUACCCGUCGGUGGUUUGCAAACGUGGGCCUUGUCAUUGCAUUGCGGACCCUACAAUGUAGAAGUCGACCUCGUUCUUCGAAUAAACGUCUCGCUAUCGAGAAAGAACACCACCAGCUUGGAGUUCAAGCGAAAGAAGAUCUGUAUGAAGAAAGAGAGUUACACCGAGCCCGAGGAGGUCUUAGUCGCUGCUUCCGACUCCACUUCUGGCGGUCAGAUUUUCUACGUAGCGAUUGGCUGCGCGUGUGCGUUCAUGGCGGCUGUUUUCGUCCUGAUUAUGGCUUACUAUGUGCGCGACAAGAAGACUAGGAGACACCGAGAUCCUCUUCAGGAAUCUAGAGGGCUAAGUUCAGCGUGCAGCAUGGAAAGAGGCACUGGAGUGGGACCUGCGCAAACUUUUUUGUCACCGGAAACACCUCCACCCACCUCUGCAGCGUCAGGAUCGUCUUAUAGAAGAUUGGAUGAACGUCCUAACAGAGAACUUCAUGAAAGAAUCCAGGAAAUCACUGUGCAAAGAUGCAGGGUGCGUCUCCUCAGUAUUGAAUUAGAAGGAACAUUUGGGCGCGUGUACAGGGGCAGUUAUCAUGAAGAAGGCGCUCUAACCCCGAAGGACGUACUAGUGAAAACUGCUGCUGAACACGCAUCCCAAUCACAAGUGGCCCUGUUACUGCGAGAAGGUUUAGUUCUCUAUGGACUCAGUCAUCCAGCAUUACUUCCGGUCCUCGGUGUUUCCAUUGAGGACAGAAGCGCGCCUUUUCUAUUGUAUCCGCACACGGGCUACAGAAAUAUGAAGAGAUUUUUAUUGAGGUGCAAGUUUAGUAACGAAGGACCUCCGAGGGCCCUCACCACGCAAGAAGUUGUCGAAAUGGCACUCCAAGCCGCCAAAGGUGCACAGUACCUUCAUAGAAAGAGGAUCGUUCAUAGAGACUUGGCCGCCAGAAAUUGCGUGGUGGACGAUGAUUUGAGAGUACAGAUUACAGACAACGCCUUGGCUAGAGAUCUGUUCCCACAGGAUUAUCACUGCCUCGGCGAUAACGAAAAUCGCCCAAUCAAAUGGCUAGCGAUAGAAAGUUUACUCAAUAAGACUUUCACUACAGCCUCCGACGUGUGGGCGUUCGGCGUUUUAUUGUGGGAGCUAACGACGUUGGCGCAACAGCCCUAUGGAGAAGUGGAUCCAUUCGAGAUGGCAUCUUAUCUCCGGGAGGGAUACAGGUUGGCGCAACCGAUAAACUGUCCAGACGAGCUGUUCGCAGUGAUGGCGUAUUGCUGGGCGAUGUCAGCGGAAGAGAGGCCAACAUUUAGUCAAUUGAUUAUUUGUCUACAAGAUUUUCACACUCAGUUAACGCGAUACGUUUAAUUGAGCGUGUUCACUGGCUGUAAGAUAGGACUGAACUUUACUAUUAAGAGCUUUAUCUCCAUUAAAUUUCUAAAAACAUAUCGAAAUUUUUAUAUUGAAGUCUCCUAUUGAGAUUUUAAUAUAAGAAAGCGUGUAUAUAUUAUUCUAGUACUUAGGUCCUCGUAUAAUGUAAGCGUUUUUAUAGCAGUCAUGUAUGGCUGUAGUAGAGUCUAAUAAUAACAAGCAUACAUCACUUUUCUCUUCAAAAUUAUAUAAUUAAGAGUAAAAUCGGUCAAAAUAUCGGUCAAAAUUUAGGAUAGAAUCUUACUGUUGUGAUUAUUUUUGUAUAAAACAAUUCUAAAAUUUCACUUUAUUUAAAUAUAUAUGUAUAUUUUAUAUACAUAUAUAUAUAAAUUAUAUGUAUACUGCGUGUAUAGAAAUAUAUAUACAUAUGUAAUAUAUAGUUCUAUAUUACAUGUAGAAUAUAUAUUUCUAAAAUAGCGAUAUGUUUUUAAGACAUUUUUGUAUAAUGAAUAAGGAGUGCAUGUAAGAAAUCGCGUGAAUUAUUCAUAUUGUAAAAGUUAAGACUGAAUUCCUAUUGUUGCGCCAUGUAUUUGGCGUAUGUUCAACCUGUGUCAUCCAUGAUUACCAAAACCGGCGAAAGUACGUCAUCGUGUCGUACACUGCCAGUCCCAUUUUUGGAAACCUGUACUGCCGGUGAUGAAACGGAGAAUCUGAGCCAUGUGAUACGCGCUUUGCUUGCCUACGUGAGUGUGUUUCGAGCGUGCCAAUAUCUAUUCUCUUUUCUUUUCCCUUUUGUAUUUUUGUACAUAAUAUAUUUUAAUGCGCAUACGCGUUAUAUCGAUGAGUAUACGAGUCGCGCUUAGACGAAAGGAUCCUGUGUAUAUAUAAUUAACGUGUAGCGAGCGAGACUAUAAUUGUACAUACUACAGGCGUUGCGAGUCUAAUAAAUUUCUAUCUAUACGAUACAGAA
This is a messenger RNA of Monomorium pharaonis (pharaoh ant), 3195 nucleotides long. RefSeq names its product tyrosine-protein kinase Dnt (gene dnt). The transcript has 8 exons. Bases 561 to 2222 code for a protein of 553 amino acids. Gene Ontology annotation, molecular function: ATP binding; protein tyrosine kinase activity. Gene Ontology annotation, biological process: axonogenesis; cell surface receptor protein tyrosine kinase signaling pathway; multicellular organism development. The record is from RefSeq and is a predicted model, not a curated record. Lineage: Eukaryota; Metazoa; Arthropoda; Insecta; Hymenoptera; Formicidae. Gene Ontology annotation, cellular component: signaling receptor complex.